Messenger RNA from Cucumis sativus (cucumber), 978 nucleotides. Its product is annotated as ethylene-responsive transcription factor ERF106. The record is from RefSeq and is a predicted model, not a curated record. Gene Ontology annotation, biological process: ethylene-activated signaling pathway; regulation of DNA-templated transcription. Gene Ontology annotation, molecular function: DNA-binding transcription factor activity; DNA binding. The transcript has a single exon. NCBI's taxonomy places the organism in Eukaryota, Viridiplantae, Streptophyta, Magnoliopsida, Cucurbitales, Cucurbitaceae. The coding region runs from base 87 to 671 and encodes 194 amino acids.
UCAUCAUUCAUAAACCUCAAAAAAAAAAAACAAAACCCAUCUGAUCUUAAGACUUAAAAGUUAAAUCCUUUAAUCUCUCUCUGAAAAUGGAUUCCUCAGAUGAAUUCUUAACCAUAGAAUUCAUCACCCAAUUUCUAUUGGGAGAUUUCUCAGAUCAUCAAACAGACUCCCCCUUCCUCCACCCCAUCAAACUGGAAGAUUUCUUCUUCGAUUCCCCAAUUCCGCCGCUACCGCCGCCGCCAGAGAUCUCCGGCAACGACACGAAGCCGGGCAAAGUUGUAGACCCAUCGACGCUGCCUGAUCAUCGUCCCGACAUGUCGACACAGGCCUGCGGGGCCGAGACGAAAGUCGCCGUGGUAGAGGCGAGUGGCGGAAAGGGGCGGAGGCAUUUCCGGGGAGUACGGCGACGGCCAUGGGGUAAAUUCGCGGCGGAGAUUCGUGACCCGACCCGGAAAGGGAGCCGGGUCUGGUUGGGGACUUACGACAGUGACAUAGACGCGGCUAAGGCUUAUGACUGUGCGGCGUUCAGGCUGAGAGGGAGGAAAGCCAUUCUGAAUUUUCCAUUGGAGGCCGGAGAACCUGACCCGCCGGCGGCGGCUGACCGGAAAAGGGGGAGGGGGCAGAAAUGGAGAAAUAUUCCGAAGGCAUUGAUGGCAACAAACGAAAAGUGAAUGCUAAUAAUUGAUGGGAAAUUAAAUUGAAAACAAUAAUCAGAUAUGAACUAUCUUUUGUGAUUGGGUUAAGUUAAAUGUUUCUUUUCUUUUUUUUUAUGUUAGUAUAACUUUGAGGUUGGGACCAAACUUUCAACCUCGUUAAGAAAUGUCAAACUAAUUAACGUUAAGCUAAGUUUAGUAAUUAAAUCUAAAACCUAAUUUCCUAGCUAAUUUUAUGUAAAUAUCGAGUUGUUACUUGUAUUCUAUGGUCUAUGACCCAAAUAAGAAAAAUAAAAUAAAAGUGUUAAAGUUUUUCACCUCUAAA